Molecule: messenger RNA, 1189 nt
Organism: Cavia porcellus (domestic guinea pig)
Lineage: Eukaryota; Metazoa; Chordata; Mammalia; Rodentia; Caviidae
Gene: Vps25
Product: vacuolar protein sorting 25 homolog
Exons: 7
Coding region: 173-769 (198 amino acids)
Biological process (GO): protein transport to vacuole involved in ubiquitin-dependent protein catabolic process via the multivesicular body sorting pathway
Cellular component (GO): ESCRT II complex
Molecular function (GO): protein homodimerization activity; structural molecule activity
Source: RefSeq, a predicted model, not a curated record
GGCUCCCUAGGCCUCUUUCCGUUCCAUUGGCCAAAACCCCGUAGGACAAGGGCCCGGGACCCUUUGGGCCUCUCAGCUUCCCGGAACCUUUGCGCUGCACUUGCCAGGCGGACGCGCUGAAGUGGACACCGGAAGUCCCUUGCAGAGUUUCCGGGUUUUCGGGGCUACUACGAUGGCGAUGAGUUUCGAGUGGCCGUGGCAGUAUCGCUUCCCGCCCUUCUUUACGUUACAGCCCAAUGUGGACACGCGGCAGAAACAGCUGGCCGCCUGGUGCUCGCUGGUGCUGUCCUUCUGCCGCCUGCACAAACAAUCGAGCAUGACGGUGAUGGAGGCGCAGGAGAGCCCGCUCUUCAACAACGUCAAGCUGCAGCGGAAGCUCCCUGUGGAAUCGAUCCAGAUUGUUUUAGAGGAACUGAGGAAAAAAGGGAACCUGGAAUGGUUGGAUAAGAACAAGUCUAGCUUCCUGAUCAUGUGGCGGAGGCCAGAAGAAUGGGGGAAGCUCAUUUAUCAGUGGGGAAGCAGGCUGAGCGAGAGGUCAUUCUGCGGAUACUUGAAGUCCUGUGGUCUGGUGGUUCGCCGUGUUUCCAGGAGUGGCCAGAACAACUCCGUGUUCACCCUGUAUGAACUGACCAGUGGGGAGGAUACUGAGGGUGAAGAGUUCCAUGGGCUGGAUGAGGCGACCCUCUUGAGGGCUCUGCAAGCCCUGCAGCAGGAGCACAAGGCUGAGAUCAUCACGCUGGGUGAUGGCCGUGGUGUCAAGUUCUUCUAGCAGAGCCGCCUCCAUACGCUCACCGCCGACUUUGCCAGGGCUCCAGGGUCCCCACAGACUGGAUCUGUGACCCCACUGGACCUCACAGGGCUCCAGGCCGAGGCUGGGACACAGGGAUGGGGGUCCCCGGCCCACUUGUCUGUCUUGUGGGAUAAGGGAGCCUGGGGUGCGGGAAUGAGAGACGCCUGUCUUGUCCUCCCUGCUUGUCCCUUAGCCUGACGUGCAGAGGCAACUGGCAAGCAAGUGCCUGGGCAGUGUCCAUCUACCCUCUUGGGCUGGUGCUGGUGCUUCUGAGGGGUGGGGGAGCCCUGGCUGCUGGUGCCUUCCCAGCAAAGUGCAGACCCUGAGCCCCAAGGUCGGGCAGUGACCUGUGUGAUGUGUGUGGCUCCGCUGUUUUAUGCUACUAAAGUCUCAACUCCU